AUGAGCAGCACAAUAAGGAAGUUGGACGGGAAAGUGCUGAGAAGGCUCCAAAGUCAGGUUUAUGUAACUUCUCUGGCGUCCGCGGUUAGGGAGUUGGCUCAGAAUGCUGUUGAUGCAAAUGCUACAGUCCUGGACGUCUAUUUCGAUCUGCAUGCGUUGGAUCUGGUGGUUACAGAUAAUGGGAGUGGAAUUUCACCCCAGGAUAUGAAUCUAGUCGGUUGCCAGAGCUAUACUUCUAAGAUGGCCCAGCUAGAUGACCUGACCAGUAUACAGACCUACGGUUUCAGAGGUGAAGCCCUUCAUUUCCUAUCAACGGUUGCUGAUAUCACUAUUUACAGCAAGUCGAAAGAUUACAACUCAACAUGGGUACGAGCGUUUCCUGGUGAGGCCAGGAUGUUGUGUGAAGGUGAUGAUGAUGCUUCGGCAAAAUAUAAGGUUGAGCCAUUCAAUAAGGACAGUUCUGGGACCACGGUACUGAUCACAAAUAUGCUGCAUAAUCUCCCCGUGAGAAGACAAAUGGUCUCCCAGGACCCAGAAUUCAAGACCUGCAACAUUAUAAAGGAUGACAUGUUUCAACUUUUAAUGAGGAAACCCUAUUUACAAGUUACCGUACGAUACACUAAUACAAAGAAAGAGGAAAAAAUUUUAUUUGAGUCGAAAUCCGUAACACAAUCAGAUGACACUUAUGAAGCAUACUUUCAAAUCGUUAAAAACAUAUAUGGCAGUGUAAUCCCAUCUAACGUUCUAAAAAAAGUGUCACUUUCUUUCAAAGAAUUUCAACUAAACGGUGUGAUUUCUAAAUCACCAAUACGAUUCAAGGAAUUUCAGUUUAUCUAUAUAAACGGUAGGAAAUGGUGCAGCCCUUCAUUUAUGAAAGUUAUAGGUAAUUUGUUUACUUCUGCUGGAUUUGGCCUUUAUGAUGUAAAAAACGCAGGCCAGAAAACAGGUGGGAAAACUUAUAAUCAAUACCCAAUGUUUUUUCUUAACUUGGAAUGUCCUCUCACGAUCAAUGAUCUCAUACAAGACCCUUCAAAACACAUAUUCGAACCGUCAUUUGCUCAUAUUCUAAAGCCCCUAGUUUUAAAAGUACUUAAAUCUUUUUUGAAAUACCAAGGCUAUUCUGCUUCUAUUGACAUCCAAGCGCACCAGAACAAUAGUCCCACUAAAUCUCGAAGUGAAAUCAAGGCUUCAAUGCCUUUGAUAUUACCCAUUAAGAGAAACUACAGUAUUUUAGAUACAAAAAUGAAAUUUGCCAAAAUUGCUUCAAAGGGUCCUAGCGUUGAAAAUCAAGAUCGCAUCAGCCAUCAAGCAAUAAGCCGACAACGAUUUAAACCCGUUUUCAAUCAAGCUAAAUUAAAUCAACUCAAAGAGAAUUUGAAAGUUCACCAUAUUCAACAAGACUGUUGGCUAGAUAUCAAAAAUGUCAAUAGAAACACUAAUUUAGAUUCAAAAGAAAUAGAAUUACAUAUCACUCGCGAACAAUUGAUUAAAUGUAAAGUGAUUAAUCAGCUUGAUAAUAAAUUUAUCUUACUGAAGUCUCCUUCAGAGAAAAUCUCUUCAUAUGGCUUGUAUAUCUUAGACCAACAUGCAUGCGAUGAAAGAAUCAAGCUAGAAGCACUUUUACAAGAUUUUAUACUCGAGGUUAUAAGCACUACUGUGUAUUCAAAAUCAGUUAGUAAUUGUAGCUUUGAAGUAAAUAUUACAGAAUUAGGAUUACUACAGCAUUAUAAAGGCGAAUUCCAGCGAUGGGGUGUCUAUUAUGAUGUGAAGGAGAGCCCUAACGAGGAUCCUAAGCUAGUAAUAUUGUCACUUCCAGAGUGUACAUUUCAAAAAUUCAAUGAUGACAACACUUUUUUAAAAGCUGGCCUAUUAGAACACGCCCAUGCAUUGAGAUUGGGCAAAAAGUUUCCCAUAGCUAAGAUUUUAUGUUCAAAGCCUGAUGAAACACUCAAUGAUAAUAUGUGGUGGAAAUACAUGAAUUGUAUACCACUAUUUUUAAGAGAUAUUUUCAAUUCCAAGGCAUGCAGGUCUGCAAUCAUGUUCGGUGACAAUUUACUUUUGAAUGAAUGUGAAAUACUGCUCAAGAAUCUAACUGCAUGUAAAAUGCCAUUUCAGUGUGCACAUGGAAGACCUUCCGUCGUCCCAAUUACAGGAAUUGAAAUGUCUACCAACAUCUUAGACACAGCUUUCUCCUUCAACAUUCAGCACCCCGACUAUGACAUAUAA
Kazachstania africana CBS 2517 is the source of this 2226-nucleotide messenger RNA. RefSeq names its product mismatch repair protein MLH3 (gene MLH3). Gene Ontology annotation, cellular component: mismatch repair complex. The coding region runs from base 1 to 2226 and encodes 741 amino acids. Gene Ontology annotation, biological process: mismatch repair. The transcript has a single exon. The record is from RefSeq and is a predicted model, not a curated record. Lineage: Eukaryota; Fungi; Ascomycota; Saccharomycetes; Saccharomycetales; Saccharomycetaceae. Gene Ontology annotation, molecular function: ATP hydrolysis activity; mismatched DNA binding; ATP binding.